Porites lobata is the source of this 3451-nucleotide messenger RNA. The record is from the annotation of a GenBank genome assembly. Lineage: Eukaryota; Metazoa; Cnidaria; Anthozoa; Scleractinia; Poritidae.
AUGUCCACUGUCUUUGCUAACAUGACUCCCUCUCAGAUGUUUGCGUUUGCUUGGAGGAACAUGUCCAAAGAGAAAGCUUUAGAGUAUCCGUCUUACCACGAUUUCCUUUGCCAGCGAGUUGGAAGUGAAGGAUGUGCCUUUUUAAAUCUGAUUUAUGGAAUAAAAAUGAAUUAUAAUAUGGCGAGAAGUACGCUGACUAGAUACGAGAGUAAUAACGGAAUGAAGUUUACAUCUGAAUACGUUAGACCAAGAGGUGGAUUAUCCGAAAUUGUGGAUGCUUUAGCGAAAUCUGUGAAGCGUUUUGGGGCUAGAAUGUACGCAAAGGAAGCUGUGAGCUCAAUCAACAGAGACGGAGAACCAAACACGUUUGUAGUCCGUACUGAACGUUACGUUGUAUCGGCUAAAAAGGUUAUCGUUGCUAUCCCAUUUUUGCCCUUAAAAGAGAUAAACGGUGAUAUCGGCUUUGAAAUAAAAAAUCAUACUUAUUUCACACAUAUCAUUGGUCAAAAAUGCUUCAAAGCAGUGGCGAUUUACAAGUAUCCUUGGUGGGAAAACGCAACCUCGGUCCAUAACAUGUCGUUGAAGACCUGGAAAAGAUACGUAUCAACUGCUACUUGUUUGGUGUAUAUGAUGCCUUACAGGUAAGCUGAACGAAAAUCAUCCCCCAAUGUAAUUUUACCGGGGACAAAGUAACCUUUUAUGAUCGGAGCCGGAGCGGAAUAUUUUUUAGUCCUGGCUGGGUAAGGAGAAACUUUUAUCAAGGUGCAGGGCUCAUCUCAGGGUUUUCAUGAUGCUUACUCUUGCAUAAGAUUACAACUGAUUGGAGGUAUAUUGGCCAUUUAGCUGUUGCUUUGACUGACUGGCCAGGUCAACUUUGUGUCCAAUUGGAGGGUUCCCGAUAGGUUUUUUGGGAGCCAGCGGGAUUUGCCUUAUUUGAGGGCCGGGAUGCUGGAAUUUAAACCAAAAUGGGAGCGAGGUUCUGGCUUGAAAUUAGCUAGCGAAAGGUAGUAAAUGUCGCGAAAAAAGUAAAAAAUAGUUUAAAAAAUGCUAAAAAAAUGAAAAAUUGCCCAAAAGUUGCCGAGCAACUUGUGGCUAAGCCUACUGCCAAGCUCUGCCUAACUGAAAAAGCACUAUCAUUUAAAUGAAGAUAUGAUCGUUGCGGUUGCCAUAGUAAUUUAAGCAAUUGUAAAUUAAGCUCAACCCCCACCAAAAAAAACAACAACAACAACAACAAUAACGGAUUUUCAACGAGAUUCAAACAUAUGGCCUCUGUGUUAGCGCUGAACUACUCCACCAACUGAGAAAGAAGACCCAUACAUUGGCAGCAGGACAAUUUGCGACCUUGUCGAUCCCCAAGGCUUUCCGUCCCUCAAUUUUCUAAGGGAAAAGCCAUGCGGACGAAGUUGCCCAGUUUGUUGAGUUCUUCUUAACCCGUGAAAGGAAUAAAACACAAACAGAAUAAAGAUUAUGUGAACCGGGCAAAUGAAGAUAUGACCGUGGUUCACGUCAUCUCGGCAUUCUAAUCUUAGCACUGACUCAGCAUUAUAUCUGUUACUAAUGCCCCAAAUGUCUAAUUGCCAAGUUUGUCUUUCUUUGCAUUUUAGCCGAGGACCUCAAGGUGAAGGAAUCAUUCAACUAAGCUACAAUUUUUACGACUGCGCAGUGAAAUGGGGCCAGCUUUCCAAAUUACCUAGAGCCACGUUCCUAUCGGAAUUGAAUAAAGCUGUGCAGGCGGUGUUUCCAGGAAUGGUUGUUCCGGAACCCCUCGACGUCAAAUUCAAGUACUGGGAAGCGUGCUGGCAAGUAUUAAAUUAAAUCGAUCAUGAAAAAAUCUAGAUUCACAGCAACAAGCCCGUAAAAAACUAUGGGUCAAACAGACUGGAAUCAAAGAACGAUUCCCUGUUAAAGAUCUCUCACAGCAAGAGAAGAAGGAGCCUGAGGAAGAGGAAGGCUUCUGCCAACCCCCGACGCGUGGCCUGCGCAGCUGGCAAAAUUGUUUUUGCGCGUGUGAGAGUUUUAGCCAUUCUCGCGGACUUUGCUGCGAGAAGCGACCUCCCCAUUCUCUGCACGGCUUUGCAAUUCCUAUGCCAAAAACUUUGCUCAUGCAUGCUAAAUAACACUCCCGCUGGGUACUCAGGCCACUGCGCGUUCUUUUAUGUAGCCGCCGACCACAUCUGUGCUCAAAACUUACUACUUUUCAAAACCAGUUUCGUUCAAUAUGGAAUGCGCGUGCCCUUAGACCGCACGCAAUACAUCAAAGACUGCUUGGUGCUCACUUGCAAAUUUUUUUAAGAAGUCUCUUCGCCUGCAUUAAUUCUUGAAAGAAAAGGAGUUUAAAAAUGGGAUGAAUCAGUCUCUCACGCUGUGAUACGUCCUAGAGAAAUUUGUAGCCUUAAGACUCCAGCCUGGUUCCCAGAACUUUUCCCUUAGAAGGUGGCCCCUCCCAUUUUCUAGAGAAAAAAACCCGGGGGAAGGGUACUCCUGGGAAUUCUUUGUGGGGGCAUGCCACCCUGUUCUCCAAAUCCUGACCCUAUUUCAGGCGAAAAAAUGUCAUUUUUCGCACCCGUUUUCAGUCCUGGGCCCAGUUGUUCGAAGGCCGAUUAACGCUAACCUUGGGUUAAAUUUUAACUCGGGUCAUUUUUCUCAUCAUCUAAAGCAUUUUCUCGGACUAUUUUCUCUAAUGUUUUUAGAGUAGCCAAUCAUCAAAUUGUAGAAAAAAAGAAUUAAACCAAAUUUGCUUUUUAAGCUUUUAUAUCUGAAUUCAAAUUUCGCACUAACCCUGGGUUAUCUUAACCCAGCUUUGAACAACCCGGCCCUGGCCUCUAAGAAAUCAUGUCGUCAUUACUUAGAUUAGAGAGCAACAUAAAAGAUUUCUUAAAAUCAAUUUCGAAUUCGCACAUUUCUCUUUCUUUCAUACUCAUUUGGAAUUGAAACUAUAAAUACAAUCAUACACUUCCGUAGUUCCCUCGAAAACCACACCCGAUUCCAGACAGAAAUGGGCAAAGUCUAUACCCAUUUUCAGACAAAAACGGCGCAAAAAAACGUAACCUAUAGGGCGGCACAUACCUACAUGGGUUGUAUAAGGGAGUACUUCCCCGGCUAAAAACUCUCAAAUUCUCUAGUGAUUUUACAUGUUAUGCUGUGUUCAUUUAAAACUUGCGCACUGCAUACCAUAUGAUUCUGUAAGGGGCGGGUGUUAAGGGUGGGGGCGCUUGUCUAAAGAGUGGCGCUAAUUCGAGCAUUUACGUAAUGUUUUAGGCAUUACACAAAGGUAGGAUCUAACGUCAGCCGUCACGAUACAGAGGAAUGGGCCAAGCGCCCUUUUCCAGGAGAGCAGAUAUACAUCGUCGGUGAAGCGUUUGCGGUGAUCGUGGAAUGGAAUGAAGGAGCCCUCCAAACAGCAUACAAAGCACUAAAGGAAGGAUGGGGAAUAGAAGAACCAGAACCUUAA